AGAAGAAAACAAACUGCUACGUAUACAAAGUAGGGCUUUGGGUCACAGUAUCUUUUUUUUCUUUUUACUUCUCCCUCUGUUUGCCGAUUUUAGUCUUCACUUUUCUCUGUUCCAGAUCGUCAUCAGAACUCUUUUUUGUUUGUUACCAAACUCCAAUUCAUCCUCCUUGAAGGUUUUUUUUUUCCGAAGGGAAGAAAGAGACGACCUGCGCAGCGCGUUGGAAACAGAGGCACUGCAUUAAACAUGUCCAAUUUGGCCUACAUCAACCCCGGCGGCAAGCAGGUGCGCAAGGCGGGUGCGUUGGACAUCAAUAUGAUUGCCGCCCGCGGUCUGCAGGAGGUGUUGAAGACGAAUCUAGGACCUCGCGGCACGAUGAAAAUGUUGGUCUCAGGCGCCGGCGCCAUAAAGAUCACAAAGGAUGGAAACACCCUUCUCGGCGAGAUGCAAAUCCAGCACCCUACCGCUGCCCUCAUCGCGCGAGCAGCCACAGCAAUUGAUGACAUUACCGGUGAUGGAAGCACCAGUGUUGUACUGGUGAUUGGUGAGAUGAUGCGCCAAUCCGAGCGUUACAUUCAGGAAGGAAUGCACCCUCGCACGGUUACGGAAGGCUUCCACAUAGCCCGCGAAGAGGCGCUGAAGUUCUUGAUGAACAACACAAUUAGCAUUCCGAGCGAGGAGCGCCGUGAGUACCUCACGAACGUUGCGCGCACGGCGUUGACCACGAAGGUGAACGCCGGCCUUUCCGAGCAGCUUGCAGAUGCAGUCGUGGACGCCGUCUACGCCGUUGCGGAGGAAGGCAAGGAGGUGGAUCUACAUAUGGUAGAGGUCAUGCACAUGCGCCACCGUUUGAGCUCCGACACCCGAUUCGUGAACGGCAUCGUCCUUGAUCACGGCGGCCGCAACAGCGACAUGCCAAAGAGUCUCGAGAAUGCGUACAUUCUCACCUGCAACGUCUCACUCGAGUACGAGCGAAGCGAGCUCACGACCGGCUUUUACUACAAGGACCCCGCGGAGAAGGUGCGCAUGGUUGAGGCGGAGCGUAAAAUGACGGAUGACCGUGUGCGCCAAAUCAUCGAGCUGAAGAGGAAGGUGUGCACCAAGGAAAACGGACGCACGUUUGUCGUGAUUAACCAGAAGGGCAUUGACCCCAUCGCGCUCGAGAUGCUGGCGAAGGAAAACAUUCUUGCUCUGCGCCGCGCGAAACGGCGCAACAUGGAGCGUCUCGUGCUGGCGUGCGGCGGCGAGGCGGUGAACGCGACCGACAACCUCACCCCUGAGAUCCUCGGCGAGGCCGGGCUCAUUCAGGAGUACACGUUGGGCGACGACAAGUACACCUUCGUGGAGAAUGCCAAGAAGGGGAAGAGUUGCACGCUGUUGGUGAAGGGUCCGAACGACCAUACUAUCGCCCAAAUCAAGGAUGCGGUUCGCGACGGACUGCGGGCAGUCAAGAACGCGUACGAGGCGUCCGCAGUUGUUGCAGGCGCCGGCGCGUUCGAGGUCGCUCUUCACGACCACCUAAUGAAGUUCGCAGACAACAUGAGCGGCAAACAGAAGAUCGGCGUUCGCGCGUACGCGGAUGCCAUGCUUGUCAUUCCGAAGACGCUUGCAGAGAACUCCGGCCUCGAUGUCCAGCAGUGCCUCAUCACGCUUCAAGAGGCCAGCAGGGCGGCCCGCGCGAAUGGAAAAUGGGCCGGCCUUCGCAUUGAGAAUGGCGACGUCCUCGACCCCGUUGCGGCUGGUAUGCUCGACAACGUCAUCGUCAAGAAGAGCCUUUUGGAGUCCACUGGUGACAUUGUUGCCCAGCUUCUUCUUGUGGAUGAGAUCAUGAAGGCUGGCCGUCGUGGCGCUGGCGGGCAGUAA
Leptomonas pyrrhocoris is the source of this 1860-nucleotide messenger RNA. RefSeq names its product putative chaperonin TCP20. Gene Ontology annotation, molecular function: ATP-dependent protein folding chaperone; ATP hydrolysis activity; ATP binding. NCBI's taxonomy places the organism in Eukaryota, Euglenozoa, Kinetoplastea, Trypanosomatida, Trypanosomatidae. Gene Ontology annotation, biological process: protein folding. Gene Ontology annotation, cellular component: chaperonin-containing T-complex. The record is from RefSeq and is a predicted model, not a curated record. The transcript has a single exon. The coding region runs from base 244 to 1860 and encodes 538 amino acids.